AUGCGUCCCCUCUCGCCAGUCCUCGCCUCCUUGGCGAAUGUCUUCCGCAUUCCGAUUUCCCAGACCCCGUCGCGUCCCGCCAUCGGUCGAAUCUGCAAUGACGCUCUCGUCAACAAACCCGUUACGUCGGCCGUGCAGGGCAUGACCGCGCGGUCGUUCUCGACGACGAAUGCCCUGUUGAAGCGCUCGAAGGGUCCCGGACCGGAUAAGCGAGUUACCCUAAUCCGCUACUUCCUCUGGCACCCGCUCACCCCCCGCCCCCUCCGCUUCUCCCGAACCCGCUACCUCCGACACUGGACGAUCCACCGCGCCUGGCAACUCUUCCAGGGCCAGCAGCGCCGCGCACACCAGCUCGAGCUGCAGCGCCAGUACCAGGCGAUGGGGGCCGCGUGCGAAGAGCUCCGCACGGGCGCGGGCGACGGCGGCCGUCUGUUCCGCAAGAGUAUGAUCAAGACGGGCGUGUUUCGGGAUUUGUUUCCUAUUGAGUAUGGGCGGUUGCAGACGGAGGCGCCGAGUAAGGAGGGGUGGAAUCAUGAGUGGAAGAGGGUGGAGAGGAGGUAG
This is a messenger RNA of Aspergillus melleus, 561 nucleotides long. RefSeq names its product mitochondrial 54S ribosomal protein mL40. Gene Ontology annotation, molecular function: structural constituent of ribosome. The transcript is spliced from 2 exons. Gene Ontology annotation, biological process: mitochondrial translation. NCBI's taxonomy places the organism in Eukaryota, Fungi, Ascomycota, Eurotiomycetes, Eurotiales, Aspergillaceae. The coding region runs from base 1 to 561 and encodes 186 amino acids. The record is from RefSeq and is a predicted model, not a curated record.